CUCCCGGCGUUGUCCACUCGUUCGUCUUCCUCGUUCCUCCUCCUCCUCCCGAUUAAAUCCGCCUUAUUUAAAUCGGAUCCCCAAACCGAAAUUCAUCCAUCCCCACUUUGUUCGUUAUCGGCAGCAGCAGCAGCAGCGGCGGAGCGAGAGCUGCUACCAACCCUAGCGAGCAGGGAUCAGCGGGCGGACCCCUUCGGCGGCAUGGGAUAAGGGAUUUGGUUGGUCUGCGGGCGCGCGCGAUGGAGUGGGACAGCGACUCGGACGGCGGCAGCGGGGACGAGGAGGAGGAGGAGGAGGGGGUCGGGCCGUGGGGAGGCGGCGGCGGGGGCGGCGGCGCGGGGUUCUCGCUGGCGAUCGAGGGGGUGCUGGGCGGCGCGUGCGGGCUGGUGGUGUCGGACGCGCUCGAGCCCGACUUCCCCAUCAUCUACGUCAACCGCGGCUUCGAGGACGCCACCGGGUACCACGCCGAGGAGGUGCUCGGCCGGAACUGCCGGUUUUUGCAAUGCAGAGGACCAUUUGCUCAGAGGAGACAUCCCCUUGUUGAUGCUAUAGUAGUUGCUGAGAUUCAGAGAUGCUUAGAGGAAGGAACCGAGUUCCAGGGUGAUCUGCUGAAUUUUAGGAAAGAUGGUUCCCCAUUCAUGACGAAUCUGCAACUAAAACCCAUAUAUGGAGAUGAUGAAACAAUAACACAUUAUAUGGGCAUUCAGUUCUUCAACGAUUCUAAUGUUGAUUUGGGGCCGUUACCUGGCUCUAUGACGAAGGAUGCUGUGAGAUCAAUAUGGAUUGCACCAGAUAAUACUCACCGACCAAGUCCAACAGGGAAGGGUAACUUUUGCAGUGAGCAUUCUAAUCUUUUCCAACUGAGUGAUGAGGUACUGUGCCAGAAGAUCUUAUCAAGAUUGUCGCCCAGGGAUAUAGCAUCUGUAAACUCUGUAUGCAAACGUUUGUAUCACAUGACAAAGAAUGAUCACCUCUGGAGAAUGGUCUGUCAGAAUGCAUGGGGCAGUGAGGCUACUCGAGCUCUUGAGAACGUGGCUGGUUCAAAAAGUUUGGCAUGGGGACGGAUAGCAAGGGAGAUGACCACACUGGAAGCUGUCGCCUGGAGGAAAUUGACAAUUGGGGGCACAGUGGAACCAUCUCGCUGUAACUUCAGCGCUUGUGCUGUAGGGAACCGUGUUGUCCUUUUUGGUGGGGAAGGUGUUAACAUGCAACCGAUGAAUGAUACAUUUGUUCUGGAUUUGAGUGCCAGCAAGCCAGAAUGGAGGCACAUCAAUGUGGGCUUGGCUCCUCCUGGUCGAUGGGGCCACACCCUGUCAUGCCUGAGUGGAUCAUUGUUGGUUCUGUUUGGUGGAUGUGGAGGCCAGGGCCUUCUCAAUGAUGUGUUCAUUUUGGAUUUGGAUGCAAAACAUCCAACAUGGCGUGAGAUUCUUGGCCUUGCACCACCAGUUCCGCGGUCAUGGCAUAGCUCUUGCACACUGGAUGGAUCAAAGCUGGUGGUUUCUGGUGGCUGUGCCGAUUCUGGUGUGCUUCUCAGUGAUACUUAUCUUCUAGAUGUAACCAUGGAAAGACCUGUUUGGAGGCUGAUACCUGCACCUUGGACUCCACCUUCUAGAUUGGGGCACUCACUCUCUGUUUAUGAUGGCAGGAAAAUCCUAAUGUUUGGUGGUCUUGCUAAAAGUGGCCCUUUAAGACUCAGGUCUGGUGAUGUAUUCACAAUGGAUUUAAGUGAAGCUGUGCCAUCCUGGCGGUGCAUCACUGGUAGUGGGAUGCCAGGAGCUUGUAACCCAGCUGGAGUUGGUCCACCUCCACGCCUCGAUCAUGUCGCCGUGAGCCUUCCUGGAGGUAGAAUUUUGAUAUUUGGUGGGUCAGUGGCAGGUCUUCACUCUGCUUCACAGCUUUAUAUCCUGGAUCCAACUGAAGAAAAACCUACCUGGAGAAUACUAAAUGUUCCAGGCCGCCCUCCACGGUUUGCCUGGGGCCACAGUACCUGUGUUAUGGAAGGAACAAAGGCAAUAGUUCUUGGAGGACAAACUGGAGAAGAGUGGACACUAACUGAAAUACAUGAGCUUUCUCUGACAAGCUCAUUAGUUUAAGAGCAGCAAGCAUACAGGUUCCUCAAAUUCCAUGCUGAUGGAAUUGGCAAGCAAAAGUGUUACUCUCUUGGCAGGUUAGUUGUGUAUGCUUGGAAGGAGAUGAGACUAGUCUCGAGUAGAUCAAACCUGGUUGCUUUCCCAAUGUCAUGGAGCCCCCUCAUGUAGUGUACGAAGUAGGAAUACAUUCUCUCUGCUGUUGCUCUUUGUUUGGUCUAUACGAACAAGAUAAGUAAUUAUCGUCAAUGUCUGUUGUCCUCAUCAGAUGUUUCCAGCACUCUAAUAGGGAAACCAAAGGGACUGCUGGCAUUGUAUCAUCAGAACAUCUUAUGCAAGACCGUGCAAUGCGCAGUCUGGUGGUUGCCUCCCUGACAACGCCGUGGCGAUAGGGAUUAUGUUGUAAACUUGUAAUUGCUUGGUGCUUCUGGUUGUCCGGUUGGUUCGGGUUUAAUUUUGCUUUCUGUAACUUGUAUUUUCCUCGGGUGGCGCCAUGAAUUUUAUGUUUGCAGGAGUUUAUCCUGUUCUCGUACAUUGUUGCUACCUCUGCUGACAGAGACCAUUCAGUUAUACCUUUGUAACUCUGAUUGUAGCUAAAAGUAUCAGGAUUGGUUGUAUGAAAAUAUGGAGAGUUGCUUCCACAUUA
Messenger RNA from Brachypodium distachyon (stiff brome), 2733 nucleotides. RefSeq names its product putative adagio-like protein 2. Gene Ontology annotation, biological process: response to blue light; circadian rhythm. Lineage: Eukaryota; Viridiplantae; Streptophyta; Magnoliopsida; Poales; Poaceae. Gene Ontology annotation, molecular function: protein binding. Gene Ontology annotation, cellular component: SCF ubiquitin ligase complex; cytosol; nucleus. The transcript has 2 exons. Bases 240 to 2093 code for a protein of 617 amino acids. The record is from RefSeq and is a predicted model, not a curated record.